AUGACUUCCGAGAAUGAUUCCAAUACAUCUUCACCUUCCUCUGCAUCAUCGGCACCAUCGGCGACGACCUUUGAGCUUCAUCAUGCCAACGAAAUCUCUUCUCCUCCUCCGAAAAGAUCUCUUAAAAAACAAUUUUUUGAUAAUCAAACCAAACAAUUCUUUAAUGACCAAAGUAGAGCUUUUACAACCCGAAUACGGCCAGCCAGUAUUGUUGAAUCAUCUAAAAAGAAAGAAAAGAAGAAGCAGGAUGAUUACGUAUUGGAGGCAAGGCGAGUGAAAGAACAGCCAUUGAAGGAAACCACAAAAAACAUCAUUCAAGCACCGGCAAUGAAUGAAAGGCCAAUGUUGUUGGAAUUUGCAAGUGAAGAAGAAUUACAAUCCAUGAAGGAGAACGCUGAAGAAAAAUUUCAAAUUGAUCUUGACAAAUUGUUUGAAUUGGAUUAUGAAAUGCUUAUGAAAAGAUUUUCUACCAAUUCAUCGGAUGAAACCAAUGGUACUAUUGCGGAUACAACCCCAUUGACAACCACAAAUACUGAUUCUAAUUCUCAUGGCACAAAAAAAGACACAUCAUUUGCUACUAUUUUGGAAAAUAAUCAUGUCCAAGAUGUAGUGGAAUUUAUCGAUGCUCUUGUAUUACCAAUAUAUUCAACAGCUCUUAUUGAAUUUGGAAAGAAGAAUCUAUCCAUUAUUUUACAAUGGGAAUAUAUUUUGGACAAAUUAUUGUUAUCGAGCGAAGAUGAGGCAGUGUUCGAUUUUCCCCCAGCAAAAACAUCACUUCGAACUUUGGAGCAUAAUAUUACCGAUUAUUACAAGAUUGAAUCAAGAGGAAUGGAUGCUGAACCAAAUCGAAGAGUUCACAUCACUAGGAAAAAAUCAGAGUCAAGAAGACCUAUAAUUUUAUUGAGUGACGUCUUGAAUAACUCUGAACGUUAUCAACAAUUGCAACAACUUUUGAAAAAUCGUGCUGAAAAACUAGAAGCAUUGGCAGAGCAAAAAAAUAAGGAAAAACUUGAAAAAUUGUAUGCUUGUUCAGUUGAGGAAUCUGUAGACAACCACGGGUUCCAAUUGGUCACCCCAAAGAAAAAGUAUGCCAAGAAGAAGCAGCAAACAAAAAGUAGUGACCUGUUGCAAAAAUCAAGUGAAAGCAAGAAAAAUGCAACUGGCAAGCAAAAGGAAGUAUCCGCGACGUCCAUGCAAGGAAAUACGUUCUCUCUCUUGAAAAAUACCAAGUAA
Naegleria lovaniensis is the source of this 1233-nucleotide messenger RNA. RefSeq lists its product as uncharacterized. The transcript has a single exon. The record is from RefSeq and is a predicted model, not a curated record. Lineage: Eukaryota; Heterolobosea; Eutetramitea; Acrasida; Naegleriidae. Bases 1 to 1233 code for a protein of 410 amino acids. Gene Ontology annotation, molecular function: nucleic acid binding.